AUGACUUCCUUCAAGGUGGUUCCCACUGCAACUGAUGGACCUUGCAGAGAGGAUAGCAUUGAAAAUCUGAAAAUUCCAAGCGCCCAAGAACAGUUUAAAUCAAACCACAAUGGAGAUACUAUCGUCCUAGGCAUAGAAGGUUCGGCAAACAAGUGCGGAGUUGGAAUCUUGAAGUAUAGUCCUCCCUCCAGUGCCGAAACUUGUGGCACUUAUACCAUUCUUGCCAAUCCAAGGAAAACGUUUAUCCCCCCAACUGGAGAGGGUUUCCUACCCAAAGAGACAGCCCUACAUCAUCAGAAUCAUAUUGUUGCCUUGGUAAGAGUAGCUUUGCUGGAAGCUUUUCCUGGCGAAGACAAGCCCGAGUCUUUGUUAUCAGCAAUCUGCUUCACAAAGGGUCCAGGAAUGGGUGCACCUUUGCAAUCAUGUGCCGUUUGCGCAAGAACGCUUUCACUCUUGUGGAAGAUACCUCUAGUGGGAGUAAACCACUGCGUUGGUCACAUUGAGAUGGGACGCAUUGCAACUGGAGCGUCCAAUCCAGUAAUCCUGUAUGUCAGUGGGGGAAAUACUCAAGUGAUUGCCUACUCCAAUCAAAGAUAUCGAAUAUUUGGUGAAACGAUUGAUAUUGCUAUUGGUAACUGUCUCGAUCGGUUUGCUCGGGUUGUCGGAUUGUCUAACGAUCCUAGUCCAGGAUAUAACAUUGAACAGGAAGCGAAGAAAGGAAGCAAGUUUUUGACGCUCCCAUACGUGGUCAAAGGAAUGGAUGUGAGUUUCUCAGGAAUUUUGACCAAGGUGGAAGAAUUGGCCAAAACGGAACGAGUAGAAGAUUUGUGUUUUAGUCUGCAGGAAACUCUAUUUGCUAUGCUGGUAGAAACGACAGAGCGAGCCAUGGCACACACAGGAGUUAAACAAGUGCUUAUCGUGGGAGGCGUUGGAUGCAACAAACGCUUGCAGCAAAUGAUGGAACAGAUGGUGGAAGAACGAGGUGGAUCUGUUUGUGCAAUGGAUUACCGAUAUUGCAUCGAUAAUGGGGCCAUGAUUUGCCAAGCAGGAAUUUUGGCCCUGCAGUUUGGACAGAUCACAAAGUUGGAAGAUAGCUGGUGCACACAAAGGUAUCGUACUGAUCAAAUGAAAACGAUAUGGAGAGCUCCAUAG
Messenger RNA from Cylindrotheca closterium, 1152 nucleotides. The record is from the annotation of a GenBank genome assembly. NCBI's taxonomy places the organism in Eukaryota, Bacillariophyta, Bacillariophyceae, Bacillariales, Bacillariaceae.